UUAAUAACCUCCAAUAACUCUGCAGAUGAGCAUUUCAGUGUGUUUUAUAGAAAGUGCACUUACCCAAACAUUUCUGCAUUUUUACAGCUCCAGUUCAAUCAUUUAGAGUCAUUUUUAUUAUUAAUAUUCUUCCCUCGUCAGAAAUGUGUGGGUUUACUAUCCUUGUGGGGACAGUAUUUAUCUAUCCAUCUCUCCAUCUGUCCUACAGUGCUAAAUGUGCUAGCGAUACGUUUGUGUUGAUCUUUCUCUCUUUGUUCCUGCAGAUAAGGUGUUGGUGUGCUGCCUGCAGGGCGUCAGCCGCUCCGCCACACUUUUCCUGGCACAUUUGAUGAUACACCACAACAAAACACCAGAGGACUCCAUUGAUCUGGUGACACACAAGAGAUUUAUCAGGCCAAGCAGAGACUUCUUGAGGAAAUUAACAAUCCUCGCUGAGCAGCGACACUUAAUUGAAAGUGACGCAGCGAAGAACAGAAGCAACUCUGCUGCCGAUAAACCAGACCCUGAAGUGGAGUCAGUUGAUUCAGAGGAAAUGUAUGUUUGUGAGCCGUACGGUCUUAAACCAGUCACGAUAAUUUCACACAUACACGACCCUGAAGUCUACUUUAAACUGGAUAAGUGUGCUUUAAAGCCCUAUCCAGAACCGGUCCCAGGUCCGAGCGGUUAUAGACCCGAACCUAAGACAGUUGAUUCAGAGGAAAUGUAUGUUGUGCCGUACGGUCUUGAACCAGUCACGAAGAUUUAUCACAUACACGACCCUGAAGUCUACUCCAAACUGGACAAGUGUGCUUUAAAGCCUGAUCCAGAACCGGUCCCAGGUCCGAGUGGUUAUAGACCCGAACCUAAGGCAGAAGAUUCAGAGGAAAUGUAUGUUUGUGAGCCGUACGGUCUUAAACCAGUCACGAUGAUUUCACGCAUACAUGACCCUGAAGUCUACUCCAAACUGGACAAGUGUGCUUUAAAGCCCUAUCCAGAACCGGUCCCAGGUCCGAGCGGUUAUAGACCCGAACCUAAGGCCGUUGAUUCAGGGGAGCUGUGUGUCUCUGACUUGAGUGGUCCUCAACCACAACCUCAAAUGGAAGAGAAGAUUUCACUCUUGCAUUUGCAUUUCACCCAAAAUAUUUCCAACCUGGACAAGCAACAAAUGGAGAACAGGAAGAGAUGGGUCUCCAUCUGUAAAGUCUUCGACAACCUCUACGUUGGAAGCUGGAAAAGGGCAAUGGACAGAGUUGCACUGAAGAGGAGAGGAAUUACACACGUCCUGAACACUUUACCCAUUUUGGCAAAUCAACAUGCAUUGAGGAGGGAACAGGCCAAGCUGUACGAGACAAUGAACAUCUCCUACCACAAUGUGUUUUCAAGAGACGAUGACCCGUUUGACUUUAGCUGCCAUAUCUACCGAGUGGCAGAACUCAUGCACAAGAUUCUGAGCAACCCAGAGAAUCAGCUGCUGGUGCAGGAUCAACAGGGUUGCAGGCACGCCUGCUUUUUCGUGGUGCCAUAUCUGAUGAUAUACCAUGGAAAAACAUUGACGAAGGCCAUUAGCCAUAUGAUAAACCGUAAAAACAUCAGAAUGAGCAGGGACCUCCUGACGCAGCUAGUCGUCUUCGCUUGUCACCACAAUCAGCAGCAACAGCCGGGUUUGAUGCCGGAGUUUUCAUCUAUCGACAUAAACCACCCUCAGACCAUUUCCCAAAUGUACCUUCGUAUCGUCAAACCCUCCCAGUACUGGACUCCUGUCAGUGAAGUCUGGCCCAAUGUCUUCAUAGCUGACGAGAAAACAGCGAGGAACAAAGCCAAACUGAAAAAGAUGAACAUCACGCACAUUGUGAACGCUGUGCCGUUGUCCUUAAAGGAAGAGGAAUGGAAGGACUACUACCAGAAGAAGAACAUCACUUACUACAAUGUGCGUUCAGGACUCGGAGUCCAGGGCUGGCCAAACAUAGCACAGUUAUUUUCACCAGCAGCAGAAUUCCUACACAAGGCCCUGAGUGACACAAAGAAUAAGGUGUUGCUGUACUGCAGCGAGGGCUUAAACCAGUCCGUCGUGCUUUUUAUGGCAUAUCUGAUGAUCCACCAGCGCAUGAAGCUGGAAGAAGCAUUUGAGUUUGUGUUGGAGAGGAGACGCAUGUGGAUAAGCAGGGACUACUUGAACCAGCUGGUGAUGUUGAAUCUGGACCUCGCAAAGCUUCGCGAAUUGAACGAGUGUAGACCCUGCUGCACAGCCUGCUACGAAGCUAUCUUGCAGCUUAAUCUAACGUAACAUGCAGUAUGUAAAUAUGUAAAUAUGGUGUUGACAUGUCUGUUUGUCUUCUGUUCAUGAGCAUUGUGAGAAAAAUAAAGAAAGAUUUGCUUCAAUUGUGUUUCUGACCAGUUUUUCAGCUGACAAAGUUCAACCAGAAGAUUAUGGAGACUUAAUUACUGCAUAAUUACAAAUA
This is a messenger RNA of Danio rerio (zebrafish), 2438 nucleotides long. Lineage: Eukaryota; Metazoa; Chordata; Actinopteri; Cypriniformes; Danionidae. The record is from RefSeq and is a predicted model, not a curated record.